This is a messenger RNA of Zootoca vivipara (common lizard), 9184 nucleotides long. RefSeq names its product insulin receptor (gene INSR). Gene Ontology annotation, biological process: cell surface receptor protein tyrosine kinase signaling pathway; multicellular organism development; protein autophosphorylation. NCBI's taxonomy places the organism in Eukaryota, Metazoa, Chordata, Lepidosauria, Squamata, Lacertidae. Gene Ontology annotation, molecular function: ATP binding; phosphatidylinositol 3-kinase binding; insulin receptor activity. Gene Ontology annotation, cellular component: plasma membrane; insulin receptor complex; axon. The record is from RefSeq and is a predicted model, not a curated record.
UUGCUUGCUUGCCUGCCUUGCUUGCCUGCCUUGCCUGCCUGCCUGCCUGCCUGGGCCUGGGACUCGGCCUCUUUUUUACCUCAGGAGGAGGAGGAGCAGCGGCGGCGGUGGCGGCAGCAGCGUCGCCUUCCUCCUCGCCCCUCGCUCGCCCUUCUUCUUCUUCGUCGUCGUCGUCUCCCGUGAAAGGAAAAAGGGAGGCCUCGUCCUCGUCCUCCUGCUCGUCGCCGCCGUCGCCCCCGCCUGGGUCUCGGGGCCCCCGCCCGCCCGCCCGCCAUCAUGCCCCGUCUUCCUGGGCGGCGGGGGGCUCCUCGGGCUCUCUCUCCGGGACUCCUCGCCUUCGCCCUCCUCGCCUUGGCCGGAGGGAGCCUCGCAAAGAUUUGCCCGAGUAUGAACAUCCGGAACGACAUUUCCAACUUCCGCCAGCUCGAGAACUGCACGGUGAUCGAGGGCCACCUGCAGAUUCUGCUCAUGUUCGGGGCCAAGACGGAGAACUUCCGGGGCCUCAGCUUCCCCAAGCUCACCAUGGUCACCGAAUACCUGCUGCUGUUCCGGGUCUAUGGCCUGGAGAGCCUCAAGACGCUCUUCCCCAACCUGACGGUCAUCCGGGGGACGCGGCUCUUCUUCAACUACGCCUUGGUCAUCUUCGAGAUGGUUCACCUGAAGGAGGUGGGCCUGCCGAGCCUGAUGAACAUCACCCGGGGGGCCGUGCGCAUCGAGAAGAACGCCGAGCUGUGCUACCUGUCCACCAUCGACUGGUCCCGGAUCGUGGACUCCGUCGAGGACAACUACAUCGUCGCCAACAAGCGGGACGAGGAGUGCGGGGACAUCUGCCCCGGAAAGGCGAAGGGGAAGAGUGUCUGCUCCCCGACGGUGAUCAACAGCAUUUACAUUGAGCGCUGCUGGAGCCACGAGCAUUGCCAGAGAGUGUGCCCUUCCGCCUGCAAGUCCCAGGGCUGCACCCCGGAGGGCACCUGCUGCCACACGGAGUGCCUGGGCAGCUGCCUGGAGCCCGGCGACCCGGAGAAGUGCCUGGCCUGCCGCCACUUCAGCCUCGAGGGCAAGUGCAUGGAGAGGUGCCCCGCCGGGUCCUACCGCUACGCCGGGUGGCGCUGCGUCACCUUCGACUUCUGCCAGGAGCUGCACAACAAGUGCAAGGCCGCCCGCCAGUCCGACUGCCCCGUCAUCCACAACGGAGAGUGUGCCCCCGGCUGCCCUUCCGGCUACACCAUGAACUCUACCAGCCUCCUCUGCAUGCCCUGCGAGGGGCUGUGCCCCAAAAUCUGUGAGUUGCCCGUCAAGGAGAAGACCAUCGACUCCGUGACGGCGGCCCAGGAGCUCCAGGGCUGCACUGUCGUCAACGGCAGCCUGACCAUCAACAUCCGCGGAGGAAGCAACAUUGCAGCUGAGCUGGAGGCCAACCUGGGCUUGAUUGAGGAGAUCACGGGCUACUUGAAGAUCCGGCGCUCCUACGCCCUGGUCUCCCUCUCGUUCUUCCGGAAGCUCCACCUGAUCCGGGGAGAGGCCCUCGAAGCAGGGAACUAUUCCUUCUACGCCUUGGACAACCAGAACCUGCGCCAGCUGUGGGACUGGAGCAAGCACAACCUCACCAUCGCCCGGGGGAAGCUCUUCUUCCACUACAACCCCAAGCUCUGCCUGUCCGAGAUCGACAAGAUGGAGGAGAUCUCGGGGGCCAAGGGGCGCCAGGAGAAGAACGACAUCGCCCUCAAGACCAACGGCGACCAGGCCUCUUGUGAGAGCGAAGUGCUCAAGUUCUCCUACAUCAAAACCACCUGCGACAAGAUCAUGGUCAAGUGGGAGCCUUACUGGCCGCUGGACUUCCGCGACCUUCUGGGCUUCAUGCUCUUGUAUAGGGAAGCCCCCUUCCGGAAUGUGACAGAGUUUGACGGCCAGGACGUCUGCGGUGCCAACAGCUGGACGGUGAUGGACGUCGAACCGCCUCCCCGCAACAGCGACACCAAGCCGGGCCACCUUCUGCGCGGCCUCAAACCCUGGACGCAGUACGCCAUCUUCGUGAAGACCCUGAUCACCCACUCGGACGAGCGCAAGUCCUACGGGGCCAAGAGCGAGAUCAUCUACAUCCAGACCAACGCCUCGGUGCCCACCGUCCCCCUGGACCCCAUCUCGGUGUCCAACUCCUCGUCACACAUCAUCUUGAAGUGGAAGCCGCCCUCCGACCCCAACGGGAACAUCACGCACUACAAGGUCUCCUGGGAAAAGCAGCCUGAAGACAGCGAGCUCUACGAGCUGGACUACUGCCUGAAGGGCUUGAAGCUCCCCUCUCGGACGUGGUCCCCUCCCUUGGAGUCGGAGGACUCCCCCCACAAGCCGAACGACAGUGACAGCGAGGAGCCCAGCCUGGAGUGCUGCCCCUGCCCCAAGACCGAGUCGCAGAUCAUGAAGGAGACCGAGGAGUCCGCCUUCCGGAAGGUCUUCGAGAACUACCUCCACGACAUCGUCUUUGUCCCCAAGCCGUCGGUGAUGCGGCGCAGGAGGGACCUGGGCGCCCCGGCCAACAGCACCACCCCGUCCCCAACACUGCCGGCCUUUGGGAAUGCUUCCAUGGCAGCCCCCGCCAGCCCCCCGGAGCCCAAGCCCUUCUCCAAGGUGGUCCUCAAGGAAUCCAUCGUCAUCUCCAACCUGCGGCACUUCACGAGCUACCGCAUCAAGAUCCAGGCCUGCAACCACGAGGUGCCCCAGGAGUGCAGCAGCGAGGCCUACGUCAGUGCCAGGACCAUGCCGGAAGCAAAAGCCGACGACAUUGUGGGGCCCGUGACUCACGAGCUGGAGAAGAAUGUGGUCCACCUGCACUGGCAGGAGCCGAGGGAGCCCAACGGGCUGAUUAUCCUUUACGAGGUGAAUUACGGGCGCCUUGGAGAUUCGGAGGAGCAGCGCUACUGCCUCUCUCGCCUGAAGUACGCCACUCAGCAGGGCUGCAAGCUGACGGGGCUGCAGACAGGCAACUACAGUGUCCGGGUGCGAGCCACAUCCCUGGCGGCGAACGGCUCCUGGACGGAGCCCAUCUACUUCUAUGUCUACGACUAUUUCCCCCCCAACAAUAACCUGGUCAGCAUCAUCAUCCCCAUCAUCUUCGCCAUCUUCUUCCUGGGGGUCAUCGGAGGUGCCUACGUCUUCAUCAAGAAAAGGCAAAAGGAAGGACCGACGGGGCCACUUUAUGCCUCCUCCAACCCGGAGUAUCUCAGCGCCAACGAUGUGUACAUCCCCGACGAGUGGGAGGUCCCCCGCGAGAAGAUCUCCCUCCUGCAGGAGCUGGGCCAGGGCUCCUUUGGGAUGGUCUACGAGGGCAUCGCCAAGGACAUUGUGAAGGGCGAGCCAGAGAUGCGGGUGGCCGUCAAGACGGUGAACGAGUCGGCCAGCCUGCGGGAGCGCAUCGAGUUCCUCAACGAGGCGUCCGUCAUGAAAGGCUUCAGCUGCCACCACGUGGUCCGCCUCUUAGGCGUGGUGUCGAAAGGGCAGCCCACCCUAGUGGUCAUGGAGCUGAUGGCUCAUGGGGAUCUGAAGAGCUACCUGAGGUCCUUGCGCCCGGAUGCAGAGAACAACCCAGGCCGGCCCCCACCAACCCUCCAGGAGAUGAUCCAGAUGGCGGCCGAGAUCGCCGACGGCAUGGCCUAUCUGAACGCCAAGAAGUUCGUCCACCGGGACUUGGCUGCAAGGAACUGCAUGGUGGCCGAGGACUUCACCGUCAAGAUUGGAGACUUUGGCAUGACCAGGGACAUCUACGAGACGGAUUACUACCGCAAAGGAGGGAAGGGGCUCCUCCCCGUGCGGUGGAUGGCCCCCGAGUCGCUGAAGGAUGGCGUCUUCACCGCCUGCUCUGACGUCUGGUCCUUUGGCGUUGUCCUCUGGGAGAUCAGCAGCCUGGCCGAGCAGCCUUACCAAGGCCUCUCCAAUGAGCAGGUCCUCAAGUUCGUCAUGGACGGCGGGUGCCUGGAGCAGCCGGAGAACUGCACUGAGAGGCUCCACGACCUCAUGCAGCUGUGCUGGCAGUACAACCCCAAGAUGCGGCCGACCUUCACGGAGGUGAUUGAGAUGCUGAAGGACGAGCUGCACCCCUCCUUCCGGGACGUCUCCUUCUUCUACAGCGAGGAGAACAAGCCCCCCGAGACGGAGGACUUUGAGAUGGACUUUGAGAACAUGGAGAGCAUCCCCCUGGACCCGGCCUCCUCCUACUCCCAGCGGGACGACGUCCUGGGCAGGGACAACGGCCUCUCGGUGGCGCUCAAGGGCAGCUACGAGGAGCAUGUCCCCUACACGCACAUGAACGGCGGCAAGAAGAACGGGCGCAUCCUCUCCAUGCCCCGCUCCAGCCCCUCCUAAUGGCAGGGGUGGGGGCGCCCUCUGCUUUGAUCUCCUUCUUUGCCCCCCCCCCUGCCCCGGCAGUUCCUCUCCCACACAAAUCUCAGGACUGGCAGUAUUUUUGCAGACACACCGCGGACUCGCUUUCUACCGAAAAGACGGACUUUUUAAUCGUCGUGGAAGAUUAUUCUUAUUACUACUACUACUACUACUAGGACAGCGAGAGGGCAAAUCACGUCGCUGCGUAUUUCUGAGUCAGGGUGGUUUUUUUGAGGGGGGGGUUAGGGACACGCAAACGUCGACUCGCCGUCAGCAGCCUUCGUCUGUGAAAGACGCAAGCGGCCGUUUUGCAGCAUGUCCACCCGGCCCGGAUCCCCUUGCACAACGCUGUGGCUUUGAGACGGGAAGGGGCUUCUCGCGAGUAGGAGGGAGAGGGGAGACCCCUCUGCCUGCCUCCAGUCCCACGGUGGGGGUGGGGGUGGUGGGGGCUCUUUAGUGUGCCCACAGCCCAGAACCACCUUCCCAAGCAGAACCCGGAAACUUGUUCUCUCUCUUUCGGAGGGGAGUCCUUUGCCAUUUUUUUCUUUCCUUUUUUUGUUUUUAUUUGAAAAAUCUGAAGGAUCUCUUAAGGCGCGUCCCACACAGAUCUGUCUUUCUCUUCCGAUUUGACCAACUGCUGCUGCUUUUCUCAAUGGGUUAAUCGGUGCGUAUGUGUGCGCGGAACUAUAUGGGGGGAGCGAGCGAGCGAGUCUUUUUGUACAGAACCGUUUUCUCCAGCCACGGAGGGGCGUGACAGCCAGCCCCUGCCCCGGAGUGAAUGAAUUCUCUAGAGAUUAUUUUUAUACUGAAGAACUUUUGGGGUGAGGAGUUCCCCACCCCCGUCGUCGUCCCCCCCCACAGCAAAGCGAGGUAGCCAAAGCAGUAGCCAACACCCCCUUUAGGAUCCCCCCCCCGUGCUUUUUGGUGGCUUAAAAAUAGCACAGAAUGAGCCACCUUCCUUUGGGCCCUGUCCGGUUAGCGUCCCGUGUGUGUGUGUGUGUGUGUACAUAAAUAUAUAUAUAUGUUUGUUGUGACAUAUUUAAGUCCGAGGUAGUCAACCUCCCUAUAAAUUAUUGUUGCCUUUGUUGAUUCCCCCCCCCACUCCAAAACCUCGGGGGGGGGGGCUUGCUUGGUGGUGGAUCUGACAGUUUUUGCGUUUCUGUUUUGGCAAAGUUGGCAGGCGGCGCUAGGCAAUUUUGGUGGUGGAAAGUUCCCGCAGGAUCCAUCGUGGCCUCCUAGGGUCCCGCAGCCCCUUGGCCAAGCCGCCGGUCUGCGGGCAGGACGUCCAGAUAGACCGGGGGGUGGAGACACCCCCCUCUUGAGGGGCUGCCUGCCAGCGGGUGGGUGGCCAUACUUCUUCUGCCAAGAAGCACAAGGCCUGGCAUCUUGCCGGAAGGGCCGCAGCCCCGCCAUCAGAGCUCCUGCUUGGCAUGCAGGCAGUCCCAGGCGCGGACCCUGCUGGCAGCGUCUCCAGGCAGGACUGGCAAAAGGCCUCCCCGCCUGGAGAGCAUGCUGCCGGUCCGUGCAGAUACCAGCCUGGGUAGGCAAAUGGUCUUUCUCUGGCCUUUUGCCCCCUGUGCCUUUGCCUCAGCCCCCCCUUUUUGGGGGGGGAAUAAGCCCAAACGCUGUGAUUAUUUGCCGGGGGUGGCAGAGAUGGAGGAGGAGGAGGAGGAGGCGGCUGGGGAAAUGUUUCUGCCCUGCUAAACCCGGUCAGUUGUGCAAUCCAUUGCCUGUGUGUCUCCUGCCUGUGAGGUGGGGGCAAGAACUUCACCCUCUUCAGUCCUUGGGGGUUUCCUUUUUUUAGGGUUUCUCCCCCCCCCCAACCUCCCCAGUGUUGCACUUUAGAGCUUUUCUGCUCCAGUCAGUGGGCCCCACAGAAGAUGUGGGGUCCGCCCUCUGCUUCUCCUCCCCCCUCAGUUCAGAUUUCCUCUUCAGUCCCAGGCGAUUGUUCGCCUGCUGAAAUUUGCAGCUCUCUCUUACCUCAGUGUCAUUUGAAAUAAGCUUUUUCUAAAUAAAAAAAAAAAGUUUUAAAAGGAAGAAAAAAAUGUAUUUCCAUAUAAUGUGAAUCGUUCUGAGAAAAAGAAAACGAUGGAUCUUGUCGAUUCGACGGAAUAAGCGGAUCUGUAGGCCUUGUGGGUACUGAACAGAGUAAUUGCACAUAGAUGGUUCUGUGCCCCCCCCCCCAAAAAAACAAAAUCCACUCUGGUUGCCUUUGUUGAAAAUGCACCUUCUUUUUUUAUGCCGAGCACAAGGAGGAUGGAGGUGGGGGUGAUGAGUGGGGAGCGGGGGGUGUGCUAGGAAGAGAAGGAGAUUGUUUGGGGUUGUGUGCCUCUCCCAGUAAAGCAGAGGGCGGCCCGUCACCGCAGGGCCGUUGUUAGGAGCUGCCUCAAGGGCCCCCCUCCCACAGCGGUGGGGUUUUUCGUGGGUGCCAUGGUCACUAUUAAUAGCACAUUCGUGGUGGGCUCCUCCUGGGAUUUCCACGCAGCGUUCCUGCGACGCUUCCUCAAUUUUGGCACCUUAUUGUCACCUGCAGGGGGAUCUCUUGCUGCAACAGAGCGGGAAGUGCGGUGUUUGGGAGCGAAGCAGCUUUCUCUGUCUGCCCUGAAACCUUUGCAGGGUGGCAGCCACCCACCCCGAAGGCCAUCGUGUAAAAAUGCCUAGAAAGGGGGGGGGUCCUUAGUCUCUCCUGCUAGUCUGCAAUUUUGUUUUGUGCCCGUUUCAAAGAUUAGCAAGCCCCAGACUUUUCCAGUCCCUCCUGACGCCUCUGGCCCUGGUUUGCACAGAGAGGGAGAGAGAGAGAGGUAAAGAUGUGCCACGUUGCUGUUCAAAAAGUUUUUGGUGCUAUCCAUAUUGCGGAGCCUGUUGCACUUAGGGGAGAAGGGCCCAGAGUGCCUGUCCGUUUGAGGGGAGCCAGGUGUGUGUGUGUGUGUGUGUGUGUGUGUGGCUGGUGCUGGAAGGGAGAGCAGAAAGGCACACAGAAAAAACCCUUUCCAAAAAGAUUCCCCUCCUGAGAACCUCAGCUCAGUGGUUGAGCACUUGCUUCAUGGGGGGAGAGGGGGGCUUGUCCUACUGCAAUCCCCAGCAAUCUCUCCUGGGCAGUGGGGCUUUAAAAAAGCUCUCUUCGUGCCCUGGGCAUCUCCAACGAAGUCCAGCUCCUCGAUGGCAUCAACGGACACCGUUUCAGGUGGUCUGCUCUGCAUUGGGCGCAGAGCUGCGUAGACGAGUCUUGUGGGGUAGGGAAGCCGCUCCCUAGACGUUGGCCGAGGGGUGAGGGUAGAGGCUGGCCCAGUGGGGGCAAUGGGGUGCUAGGCGGUCAGGGUCCCCCUCUUGCAUGGCCGCUGUAGCUUAACUGAUGCUGCCAUCCCACUGCUGCCCCCUGCGGCAAGGGAGGGCCUUGCGCUCUCUAUCGGAAGGGCCUUUGGACCUCUUUGUGCCGGGAUUGCGGACGAGGUGCUGUGAGCUAGAAGUGAACCAGGCUGGCUGCUCGGCUUGUGUGUCCUCCGUCUGCUCUCCCUCCCUCCCUCCCUCCCUCGCCUUCCCAAUUGCCCCUUCUGCCCGCAGCCACCAUCCAGUAGCUGCCCUCCAGUGCGGUUCCUCCGGCCAGGACGGAGGGGAGUUUCCGUUGUGCCUUGCCUCCGUUCGGAAGAGUUGCAAGCAGUUGGCAAGCCUUUGAUUCUAGAAGUCACACGGGGGGGUCGUUUAGGUUGUUUCCCAUUAAGGUCACAAACUCUGUUUUUUGAGUUCCGGCCUGCCUUGAGAGAACUCUGACUCGCCAGCCUGUCGUUCUUUCUGAACUCCGCGGAGGAUCCUGCAGGGUGGAAGAAGCACCCCUCUCCGUUUUGCCAAGCGAAACCCACAGAGGUGACUCCAGCUCGCUUUGGAGUCAGCCAGAGUUCUCUUGCCCGCAUUGCAGGGGGUUGGGCUGGAUGACCCUUGGGGCCCCUUACGAUUCUGUGAGCUCUGCGUGUUCUCUAAGACUUUUGCUGGACGCAGCCAUCUCUCUUGUGUGUGCUGCUCCUUCGCCCCGGUUUAUUUCUGUGGAAAUCCGUCAAGCGCUUCUCAGCCCUGUCCCGGAAGCAGGAGGAGGAUUUUUCCACCGCCUUUCCCGUUGGCGAAAUCACCUCGCCACCAACACACGCUGCUUUUUGUGAUUUUUGUUGUUGCUGCUGCUGCUGUUCAGGACUGGUCCAGCUGUCUUAAAACGUGUUUUGUUUUUUUAAAAAAAGAAUUGCAAUGCAAGCAUUUUCUAGGGACGUUUUAAAUUGCCCCAUUGCCGGAAUGUCCGAAAGGUUAAAAGAUCUUUGCACGGAGAAAGCUGGGCUGGCUUCCCCCUUGCGAGGCGGGCAGGCAGGGUGGGGCCGCCUCCUGGGUCCCACCGAGGUCGAAGCAAAGGCCUUGCCGGGUUCCCCAAGCCCGCCAUGGAGUGCCUGAGAAGCCAGCCCCCCCCCCAAACCCCGCUGCCCCACUUUCCCCACACGUGCAGACAAUGGUCCCCGAACACUGAGAAGGGGCGGCAUUGGGGAGAGAGAGAGAAAAUAAAAUACCUCUUGUUUUUAAAAUAAAAGGAUCAAUAUCAAUAUGUGCCAUGGUUUUGAGAAGAGUUAAUAGAAAAAGAGUAGGCCCACUUGAUUUUUAUUUCUUUUGUCAAUGCUUUUCAUAUCAGAGCCCAGGCAGUGGUGUGUACAGAGAGUAUCUUUGAAUAUCAAACGGAUUUUUCUUUUUCUUUGCUGUGUGUAAAAUAUUGAACAAUUAACUGUUUAUAUUAAAACAAAACAAAAAUUCUUAAUAAAUUAUCCAAGAAUGCCUCCGA